GUGGCCAUAAGUAUUAUAAUAUAUUAUUAUAUUUAUUAUAAGGGUUGAAAGGAUACAAGAGAUGCAGGGAGAAUCAGUAGUAUAAGGGAUUCAGAGAUAUAAAGGGUAUAGAGAUGUAAGGGAUGCCGAGAUAUAAGGGAUACCGAGGUAUAAGGGAUGCCAAGGUAUAAGGAAUACCGGCAUAUACGAGAUACAGGAAUAUAGCGAAUGUAGUGAUAUAAGGGAUACAGGGAUGUUUAGGAUGCAGUGAUAAAGGGUUGGGUCUCGUAAUUGGGAAGAUUGAGCCGAGGCCCAUAAGUCAAAUUUUAACUGAUUUACAUUGCAAUUGAUUAAUUGCUCCGUGCAUAGCACGGGGCGUUCCACUAAUUUCUUUAAAAAGUAAUCAUCACCCAGUGACUACGGGUCUCUCUGCCGUAUAUGGCCGAUGAUAAGAAGUUAAGGAUGAUCAAUACAAUAAAAAUCAAUACAGGCUUGCAUAGGAUAUAAUGCGAAAACAACAAGGAGUUCAAUAUAGUUCUUCAAAUGGUAUGAUGCAAAAAUGCAUUGUACUUACACUUCCUCUGCAAUAUUGAGCUAAUAUAAUGUGAUAUUUAUUUUGUAAAAAUAAAUGCGAGCAUAAAAGUAUACAUAACCUUAAAACGAUACUGAAAAUAAACAUAAUUGUUAAUUAUUUUGAAAGUAAUAAACCGCAGCAUGUCUCAAAAAAAAAGAGUAUUAAUGGUAUGUUUGGGAAAUAGCUGUCGCUCUCCUAUAGCAGAAGCAUUAUUUGAUGAUUUUAUAAAAAAACUAAAUCUUCUCGAUUUUUGGGAAGUGGAUAGUGCUGCUCUUUUACAAUAUCAUGUAGGUAAUGAUCCAGAACCUAGAGCUGUAUCUGUACUUAAAAAUAGAGGUAUUACACAAUAUUCUCACAAAGCAAAACAGAUUACAAAAGAAGACUUUUAUAAAUUUGAUUGGAUACUGGCAAUGGAUAGUGGAAUUGCUUAUGAUCUAUGUCAGAUGCAACCAGAAGACAGUCAAGCUAAAAUUGAACUCCUGGGAAAGUACGAUCCAAAUGGAGAAUUAAAUAUACGAGACCCGUUAUUUGAUGAUGAUAGUGCCGGCUUUGAAAAAGCAUUUGAACAAGCUACAAGAAGCAUAAAAUCAUUUCUAAAACAACAUACAAGCAUUACCUGUGAUUAAUUAGCAUAUUAUAAAUUAAAUGUUAUUUAUAAAUUAUUAUAAAUAAUAAAUAAAUGUAAAGUAUGUAAAUGCA
Molecule: messenger RNA, 1252 nt
Organism: Osmia bicornis bicornis
Lineage: Eukaryota; Metazoa; Arthropoda; Insecta; Hymenoptera; Megachilidae
Product: low molecular weight phosphotyrosine protein phosphatase-like
Exons: 4
Coding region: 694-1179 (161 amino acids)
Biological process (GO): protein dephosphorylation
Cellular component (GO): cytoplasm
Molecular function (GO): acid phosphatase activity; non-membrane spanning protein tyrosine phosphatase activity
Source: RefSeq, a predicted model, not a curated record